This is a messenger RNA of Ostreococcus tauri, 687 nucleotides long. RefSeq names its product unnamed product. The coding region runs from base 1 to 687 and encodes 228 amino acids. NCBI's taxonomy places the organism in Eukaryota, Viridiplantae, Chlorophyta, Mamiellophyceae, Mamiellales, Bathycoccaceae. The record is from RefSeq and is a predicted model, not a curated record. The transcript has a single exon.
AUGGCGAUGAUGGCGAUGACGACGACGACGACGCCGACGACGCCGACGACGACGCCGCGGACGCCGCGCGCGCGCGCGGGACGACGACGGAGGACGCGCGCGACGCCCGCGCGGGCGAUCGGGCGCCGAGCGGUGGCGAUCGCGACGCCGCUCGCGGUGGGCGCGUUCGAGGCUCGCGCGCGAACGACGACGACGACGACGACGACGACGACGACGACGCGAGGGAAACGUCGGGUCGGGCGCGAGACCACGCUCGAGGAGCUCCGGUCGACGCUCGCGCGGGACGUCGGGGUGGAGGCGUACUUUGUCACGGGACGGUUGACGGAGGCGGCGUUCGCGGAGGAUUGUCGAUUCGUCGACCCGACGACGGAUGUGAAGGGAUUACGCCGGUACCUCGAUGCGCUCGGGGCGUUGUUUGACCCGCAGCGGAGCUCGGUGGAGCUCUUGGGGGAGCUCGAGGCGAGGGAGACGGCGGACGGGGGGGGGGAGAUUCGCGGGACGUACGCGUUGGAGGGAUAUUUGCGAUUGCCGUGGCGGCCAAAGGUGCCGAGAUACGAGGGGCGCAUCACGUGGACGGUGGCGCCGAACGAUGGGGGGGCGAACGCGGGGCUCAUCGUGGAGCAGCGGCAGACGUGGAGCGUGUCGGGAUUCGACGCGCUUCGCGAGACGUUUACGCCGAGUUUUUAA